UCGGGAGAGUGGCGCACGGCCCGACCAACGCGACGGCGUCCGACCGAGCCCGGGAGGGCGGCGUCAGAUGGAGGCAGAGCUCUCCAGCCGCCGUCGCUCGAUACACUCCCGUCCAGCCCUGGGGCUGACGUCACGUGAGCCGGACCGCCAGCCGACUACAGCGGCACCGCACUGGCUGGCUGGCGUGCCGGCGCAGCAAGCCAUGCCGGCGGCAGGGGAUCAACCCCAGAUCACGUACGUGCGACUGCAGCAAGACCGGCUUGAGGAGGUCGUCGACUUCAUGGUCGACCAUUUCUUCACCCGAGAGCCGACGUUCUCGGUGCUGGCCGGACUGGCCGGCGGUGCUCCGGGUGGUCACCGCGGCUGGCUUCGAGCCUCCAUACCCGAGUGGACCUGGGAGCGCCAGCUGGGUGGCGUGGACGGCAGUUUCAACGUGUUCAGGGACUUGGGCGCGUCAGCCGGUCGGAGAACCUGA
Pollicipes pollicipes is the source of this 475-nucleotide messenger RNA. RefSeq lists its product as uncharacterized. The record is from RefSeq and is a predicted model, not a curated record. Bases 68 to 475 code for a protein of 135 amino acids. The transcript is spliced from 4 exons. Lineage: Eukaryota; Metazoa; Arthropoda; Thecostraca; Pollicipedomorpha; Pollicipedidae.